Ricinus communis (castor bean) is the source of this 3079-nucleotide messenger RNA. Its product is annotated as ankyrin repeat and KH domain-containing protein 1. Gene Ontology annotation, molecular function: protein binding. The coding region runs from base 542 to 2812 and encodes 756 amino acids. Lineage: Eukaryota; Viridiplantae; Streptophyta; Magnoliopsida; Malpighiales; Euphorbiaceae. The transcript is spliced from 4 exons. The record is from RefSeq and is a predicted model, not a curated record.
CAACCUUUUCCAUUCAUGUCAAUUGUCUGUUUCUUGAGUAUUACAUUUGUUUCAUGAAGUUUGUCCCUUUCCGCAUUCACCAUUUUCUUACAGCGUUGAUAGUAGCCGAGAGACACUACGUUAUAUUAAUAUCCGCUCAUAAGUCAUUUAACAAUGGUGAACAACACUUGUAGCUGCGGUCCCCUGUCUGUUUUAACAUUGAUUUAGUUUCUUAGCUUUCAUUUCAGUCACCUCUUUUAUGUCACUACAAAUUAACAAGCCCUUGUCUUUUCUUCUCCUAUAAUUGUUGACAUCGUUAUCUUUGUUUGUCCUCAAUUAUUAGUCUCACUUGAUGAUGAAGCUUAUUCUGCUAAUUUAAUAAUACUACGAUACGAAUUAAUUUGGCUUAUUCUCAAAGUAUUAUAAAUAUUCAUUAUUCCCUUUUGGAUGCUGUUCGCGCUUAAUUAUUGCCUUCCCUUUACUAUUACUCUGAUUCUAUGUUUAUCAAGAUUUGGCCUCAAAAGUUUUUGUGGUUUUUUCUUUAUCAGAAUUUAUUUAGUCAAUGGUUGCAACGGCGGCAAGGUACAGUUAUCUCGGCCGGAGAGAUAGGGAGGAGCUAGCAACUCCAUCCCAAAGACUCAUAGAGGCUUCUCUGAUUGGAGAUGUAGAAUGUGUGACAGAGAGUUUAAAGUUAGAAACAGUAGAUGUUAAUUGCAUAGGGACGGUGAGCUUGAGAGUGAAGUGCAUUGAGACUGUAAUGAGGGAAGAAGAGGCUGAUGAGCUUGAGAUCGAAUACAGAGAUUUUGUGACUGAUGUCACUCCGCUUUUUGCGGCUGCUCAUUCAGGUCACGUUGACAUUGCCAGGAGACUGCUGUCUGCCGGAGCUGAUGUAAACCAGGAGUUGUUUCGGGGCUUUGCAGCCACAGCUGCUGCUCGUGAAGGCCAUUGUACCCUUCUCGACAUGCUUCUCAAGGCGGGCACAUCUCAAUCAGCUUGUGAAGAUGCUUUACUUGAGGCUUGCCUCUGUGGGCGGGCUAAAACUGCUGAGCUGUUGAUACAGUCAGAUAUGAUUGGACCUGAUGUGGUGAAACAUGCACUGAUAUCUGCUAGCUGCAGAGGAUUUGUUGAUGUUGCAACAACCUUAAUCAAGAAUGGAGCAGACAUAAAUUGCACACAUAGAGUUCUCUUGCGCUCGUUCAAGCCUGCAUUGCAUGCUAAUGUUAGCUGCACAGCUUUGGUGGCUGCUGUUGUAAGCCGGCAAGUUUCGAUGGUUAAGUAUUUGUUGGAGGCAGGUGCAAGAACAAAUUGCCUUGCUAGGCUGGGAGCUUGGUCAUGGGACGUCUUCUCAGGUGAAGAGUUGAGGGUUGGUGCAUGCUUAGGAGAGCCAUAUGAUGGAGUUUGGUGUGCAGUUGAGUAUUAUGAAGCAAGUGGCCAAAUCUUAAACUGUUUGCUUCAGCACCAAAUUUCUUGUCUAGAACAUCAAGAACAAGGCAGAACCCUUCUUUGCCACGCAAUCCUUUGUCAGAAUCCUGAUGCUGUCGCUGUGCUCCUUACUGCUGGCGCUGAUGUUGAGUUCCGGAUAAGGACCAAAAGAGGUCAUGAAUCUCGCCCUCUUCAUUUAGCUGCUAGAGUGGGAUGUCUUCCCAUCUUAAAACAGUUAAUCUUGCAUGGUUGCCAAGUCAAUUCAAGGACAGAAACUGGUGACACAGCCCUGAUGUUGGCUGCUAAAGCUGAUCACCCCGAUUGCUUUCUUGAACUUAUUAUUUCAGGUGCUGAUUUGGGUCUAUUAAAUAAUAGCGGAGACACUGCAAUACAAUUGGCAAAAAGAAGUGCAUUUGGAUCAUCUUUGGCCAAUCUUUUCUGGCAGGUUAUUAUAACUGGAAGAAGGGUCUGCUCCACCAAUCUCGAGGUGUUCUCUUUGCUGCACUUUGUUGCUGGACUUGGAAACACAGAGCUUUUGCAGUUGAUCCUCCAGUAUUUGAAAGAAGAUAUAAAUAAGCAUGAUGGUUUAGGUUUGACACCCACUAUGGUUUCUGUAAGAGCUGGCCAUACUGAGGCCUUCAGAUUCCUGAUUGAUGCUGGAGCUGACAUGAGUAUGAAGAGCAGAGAUGGACAGGGAGUGGUUACUAUGUUGCAGCAUCAUGCCUAUGCUGGUCUUAGGACUCGGUUUGAAGAGAUUUUGCUUGAUGCUGUGCUUGGUCGUAGAUUGACUGGUCACUCUGAGUUCGGAGCUCUGCACUUUGCAGCAAGGAGUGGCAACUUGCCUGCCAUGGUUCAACUUCUGGAUAUGGGGUUCCCCAUAAAUUAUGUGGAUGACAGUGGGCUUUCACCUCUUAUGGUUGCAGCCAAGGAAGGCCAUGCAGACGCCUGCAAGCUCUUGCUGCAACGAGGUGCUGAUUGUGGGAUUGCCAAUUUUACAGGAGAGACAGCAUUAUCUUUUGCUGGCAAAAGCAAUAAAUGUAAGGCUGCAGAAAGGGUGAUAUUUGAUCAUCUAGCUCGUUCUCAUGUGCUGUCAGGGGAGGAUCUGUGGAAGCACACCCGUGAGGGGAGAGGAUCACCACACAGAAAAGUAGUUCAGAUGCUCAAAUCUGGCACGAUAACAUGGGGAAAGUCAAGUCGAAGAAACGUGGUGUGCAAAGCAGUGGCAGGGCCAAGUGAGAACUUUCUAAAGAAUAGAAAAAAGGAUAUUGAGGACAGAAACAGGAUCGUUUUUAGGGUGAUAACUGAGACACAUAGGGAAGUUCACUUUGAGGCAAGCUCUGCUGCAAAUUUGGAACUUUGGGUUCAUGGUAUUAACCUCAUCAUAAGUGAAGUUACUUCGGGUGUUAGGUGACCAGAACUUGUUAAACAAGAGUAAAGUAUGAAGUAUAAAUGUGAAUAUAGCAAUGAAGUAUAAAUGUGAACACUAUAACCAGGUUUACUAAAUUUUCGUUUUCUAUGUUUGUGAACAGAAGCCUGUAUGGUAUCUUAUGAUUUCUGUUCUUUAAAGUUGACUAUAAAUUAAUAGUUGUCAAUUAGAUGCAAAAGAAAUAUAAGCACUUUGCUGCAUUGGGUUAAUAUUUGGUGAAUGGCCGUGGGUGGCCCGUGUUUUUAAGUGAUA